Messenger RNA from Emiliania huxleyi CCMP1516, 1491 nucleotides. RefSeq lists its product as hypothetical. NCBI's taxonomy places the organism in Eukaryota, Haptophyta, Isochrysidales, Noelaerhabdaceae. The record is from RefSeq and is a predicted model, not a curated record. Gene Ontology annotation, cellular component: nucleolus. Gene Ontology annotation, molecular function: protein binding. Bases 1 to 1491 code for a protein of 496 amino acids. Gene Ontology annotation, biological process: positive regulation of transcription by RNA polymerase I; rRNA processing. The transcript is spliced from 3 exons.
AUGACCGACUACGAGCGCGUGCCCGUGUACAAAGCGCGCCGGCCGGGCUCCUCUUCCGAGGCCGCGGCGUGGCGCAAGUACACGCACCCUCUCAUCUUUCGGCACAAGGGCACGCCGACGCACGUCGAGUUCUCGCCCGUCGCGCCGCACGAUUUUUGCGUGGCGAGCUCGCUGCAGGUCGACAUCUUCUCGUCGCGGAGCAACGCGGUGUACCGCACGCUCACCCGCUUCAAGGACACCGUCUGCUGCACCGCCUACCGGCACGACGGCAAGAUGCUCGCUGCGUCGGACGAGCGCGGCGUGACGCAGCUCUUCGACCUGGGCUCGCGCGCGGUGAUGCGCACCAUGCGCGGCCACACCAAGGCCGUGCGCGCGGUCCGCUUCUCGCCCGACGGAGGGCGGCUCUACACCGGCUCAGACGACAUGCUCGUCAGCUGCUGGGACGUCGCGGCCGAGGAGACGGUGCGGACGUUCGAGGGGCACACCGACGUGGUGCGCUGCCUGCGCGUGUCGGGCGCGGCGGGCGAGCACACCGGCGCCCACCGCCUCGUCCUCUCCGGCUCGUACGACCACACGGUGCAGCUGUGGGACGUGUCUGCGCCGCGGCCGGUGAUGACGGUGCGGAUGGGCGAGCCGGUGGAGGACUGCGUGCUGCUGGCGGGGGGAGGGAUGGUGGCGGUGGCGAGCGGCAACUCGAUCUCGAUCUGCGACCUCCUCUCCGGCGGCAAGGUGCUGCAGAGCGUCGUCGCCCACUCGAAGACCGUCUCGUGCCUGCACGCCGACGGGAGCGGCCACCUCUACUCGGGCGGCCUCGACCGGUUCGUCAAGGUGCACGACUUGGCGAGGUACCAGGUGCUCGGCUCGCUGCGGUACGAGGCGCCCGUCCUCGGAGUCGCCCUCUCGCCCACCCGCUCCCACCUCGUCGCCGCCCUCGCCAACUCGACCAUCUGCGUCGCGGUGAGCGAGGGCAUCGCCGCCCGCUUCGACGGCGCGCACCCGGGCACGUACCGCUACUUCCUGCGCGGCCGCACGCAGGCGCCGCAGGCGGGCGACGUGGUCGCCGGGAGGGGGGCGCCGCCAAAGCUGUCCGGGUUCGACAAGGCGCUCAAGGGGUUCCGGUACCACGAGGCGCUGGACGCGGCGCUGCUCAACGGCGCGGCCGACGUCGUCGUCGGCGUCAUCGAGGAGCUCGUCCAGCGGAACGGCCUCCGCAUCGCGCUGCACGGACGCGACCAGCAGACGCUGCAGCCGCUGGUCGGCUUCCUGGUGCGGAACAUCACGCGGCCGCCGCACGCGCACGUGCUGAUCGGGGUGGCGAACCUGCUGCUCGACAUGUACGCCCCCGUCUUCGGCCAGUCCGCCGCCAUCGACGAGCUUUUCGUCCGGCUGCGCGCCACUUGCGAGGGCGAGGCGCGGCUGCAGGCCGACCUCGCGCAGCUGAUGGGGGCGAUGGAUAAGAAGGCGAAGCAGGCGUCUCCCAUGCUGCCGUGA